CGUUCCAAAAGGAGGAAUUGUUUGGGAGCUCAGUCAUCCAAAAACGGCCUUUCAAUGUGAGAACUUGGGGAGCCGAAGAAGAAGUAGAAGAAGAAAAUGUCGGUGGCAUCGUAGUAAAUUACUAAAGCAGCGAGGCUUUAGAAAGAACAGAGAAGGAAAAAGAGAAGCUACAAGUGUCUGUUUUUCCUGGGAAACUACAAGAAAGAAGAAAAUCGACGAAGUGCGGCGGUUUUGGGGGUAGUGUAUGGAAGAUGUCUGGAAAGAAAAGCCAGACUCCCUGGAUGAGAAAGAAACGGGCUCCGCUGUUGUGUGCUCUGGGUGCAGUGCUCCUUUGCUGCCUGCAUGGCGGCGCUGCAACCACUGAUGAGGUGCCGGUCUUCACCGAGGAGCCCGUGUCCGUGGUGCAGAAACUGGGAGGCAGCGCCACGUUGCGCUGCAGCGCCCAGCCCGCCUCGGCCAAAGUGACCUGGCGUCUGAAUGACGAGCUGCUGAUGGACGGCAAUCGCGGCGUGGCGGUGCGUCCCGGCGGCCUUUUCAUCCCAGCUCUGUCCAACCUGACUCUGGGCAGAUACCAGUGCGUGGCCAGCACCGGCGCUGGAGCUCUGGCAAGCGUCCCCGCCAACGUCACGGCUGCCAAGCUACGAGACUUCGAGCCCGACGUCCAGCAGGAGAUCGAAGUGGACGAAGGCAACACGGCUGUGAUCGAAUGCCAUCUGCCCGAGAGUCAGCCCAAAGCUCAGGUCCGCUACAGCGUCAAACAGGAGUGGCUGGAAACAUCCAAAGGAAACUACCUCAUCAUGCCGUCAGGUAACCUGCAGAUAGCCAACGCCACACAAGAAGACGAGGGGCCGUACAAGUGUGCAGCAUAUAACCCCAUCACUCAGGAGGUCAAAACGUCCUCGUCCACUGACCGCCUGCGAAUACGCCGCUCCACGUCAGAAGCGGCUCGCAUCAUUUACCCUCCGGCUCCUCGCUCCAUCGUGGUGACCAAAGGCCAGCGGCUGGUGCUGGAGUGUGUGGCCAGCGGCAUCCCGACUCCCCUGGUCACCUGGGCUAAGGACGGGCAGGACUUGAGUUUCCAUAACAACACACGCUUUUUGCUCAGCAACUUGCUGAUCGAUGCGGUGAGCGACGGCGACUCUGGCACGUACAUCUGCAGGGCGGACAACGGCAUGGGUUCCGCAAGCGCCGCCACCGUGCUGUACGACGUGCAAGUUUUCGAGCCUCCUCAGGUGACCGUGGAGCUGCAGCAGCAGGAGGUGGUGUACGGAGAGACUGUGCGCUUCACCUGCCAAGCCCGUGGUAAGCCCACUCCCUCUGUGACGUGGCUCCACAACUCCUGGCCCCUGGCUCAGUCUUCCCGCCAUCGCCUCACCUCGCGGGUGCUGCGCGUCUUUAACGUGGGCCCGCAGGACGAGGGCCUGUACCAGUGCAUGGCGGAGAACGGAUUGGGCAGCUCGCAUGCCUCUGCUCGCCUCAUCACCGUUUCAACAGGGAUUUCUUCUGGGAAGCGACUGCCCUCCAUCUAUCGCCCUCUCAGUCCCGAUAAGGUGCUGAAGGAGCAGCCUCCCAUAAGGUCCGGGGCUACUGGAGCCAUGCUUCCUCUGGACUGCUCCGAACUGCCAGGGCAGAUUCUCCCUGCAGACGCUCCAAUCAUCCUUAGUCAGCCGCGCACGGGCAAGGCCGACUCCUACGAACUCACCUGGAGGCCGAGGCACGAGCGAGGCGCUCCUGUGCUGGAGUAUGUCGUCAAAUACAGAAAGGAGGGAGGCUUUCUAGCAGAGUGGACCACCAGGAGCAUCUCAGGCUCCCUCCAUAAGCUCACUCUCACCAAACUUCAGCCUGACAGCUUGUAUGAGGUGGAGAUGGCUGCCAAGAACUGUGCGGGUUUGGGUCAGCCGGCCAUGAUGACCUUCAGGACCGGCAGAAAUCGUAAAGGCUUGGGGGGGCAACACGACCCACCAAAACCUCCUGCCGUCCCCUCACCAAGCCUCUCUCCUCCAGAAGCUCCCGAUAAACCCACCGUCUCCACGGCCACCGAGACGUCGGCUUACGUGACUUGGAUUCCUCGUGGUAACCGCGGCUUCCCCAUCCAGUCGUUCCGGGUGGAGUACAAGAAGGUGAAGAGGGCUGGGGAGGACUGGGUGACGGCGGUGGAGAACAUUCCCCCGUCGAGGCUGUCUGUGGAGAUCACGAGCCUGGAGAAAGGGACGUCCUAUAAGUUUAGAGUGGUGGCGGUGAACGUGAUCGGCUCCAGUCCUCCCAGCGCCCCGUCCAAGGCCUACACGGUGGUGGGAGGGAGAACGCAUGAACGUCCUGUGGAUGGACCCUACAUCACCUACAACGAAGCCAUCAACGAGACCACCAUCAUCCUGAAAUGGACCUACACUCCUGUAAACAACACGCCCAUCUACGGCUUCUACAUCUACUACCGGCCUACCGACAGCGACAACGACAGCGACUACAAGAAGGACGUGGUGGAGGGAGACCGAUACUGGCACUCCAUCACCGACCUGCAGCCGGAGACGGCCUACGACAUCAAGAUGCAGAGCUUCAACGAGAAGGGGGAGAGCGAGUUUGGCAACGUGGUGAUCCUCGAGACAAAAGCUCGUCCCAACAGCCAACGGACGAUCCCGUCCGAAGCUCCAAACCAGGAAAACCAGAACCACGGCGUCUUUGUACCCCGGCCUGGCGACCUCCCCUACCUGAUAGUUGGUAUUGUCCUGGGAGCCUUCGUCUUCAUCAUCGUUGCCUUCAUCCCUUUUUGUCUAUGGAGAGCUUGGGCCAAACAGAAGCAAACAUCCGACAUGUGUUUCCCCACCGCGGCUGCUCCCGUCUCUUCAUGCCAGUACACGAUGGUUCCCCUUCAGGGACUUGCUCUGGUUGGACACUGUCCUCUGGACACACACCAUACAGCACCACAUGGCGUUUACCCGGCUAACGGCGAACACCUCCAGAACGGCAAAGCUCACCAUCCAAAGGAGCGUCUGCCAGGCCUGCAGCAGGAUGAAGAGGAUUGUGACAUGGAAUGUGAAACUCUUCUGCCACAGACGAUGUCAAAUGGACAUCUGCCGGUCUACCACUACUCCACCUGCAGCAACGAGCUUCACAAACAGACCUGUUGUCCUCCUGAUGACUCCGCCGUUCAGCAGCUUGCCGGAUGUCAGGACGUGGGGGGAGACGGCAGGUUCUGUGAUGGAGACGGAGCAGAGGUUAUAACUCAGAAACCAGAAUCUCUCCAACUUCUGUCUCUAGAAGACGAGAUUUUCACCACAUCGUCUUCAACAACGCGACGAUCCCAAGACACCGUUCAGGAAGUGAGCGUCCUCCCUUAUGAAGUGUCCCCCGAGAACAAAGGGUCGGCCGACACUCCAGAUGUUUAAAGAGACUCUUAGUGAACAGAAAACAAGAAAGUAUUUAUUUUUGUAUCAGAAGUAUUUAUAUAUUUAUGCUUUUGUACAUAAUGAUUCUAUUGUAUAUAUGGUUAUUUUCAUAUUCAAGAAGACUUUUUAUUCAUACACCUGCUUGUUUGAUGUCAUGAACAAAGGGAGUGGUGGCACCGAGUUUUCCUGAAGAUGUGAGACGGGUUUCCUUCUGUCAGUACUUCACAUCCUCCUCAUGUCAUUCCUGGUUGUUUUGAUACUAACAGGAAACAAAGAGACCACUUCCUCCAGUCAGAUGCUGUCUUCACCGAGGUGCUCAUGUUCUACAGAUAAAUGUGUCCACGUAGUAUAGCUAUAACACAAAAACCUAUUAUGCAUCGCUCAUCAUUAACAAACUAUUAACGUGUAUGCAACAUAAAUCAUUGUUUCAGUAGCGUUCAAGAGAUUAUGUAUAUUAUAUAUUGUAUAGAUAUUUAUUUUUAUGGAGUUUGAUAUUUUUUAAAUCACUGAAUGGGAGAGAUUCUGGAAGACGACUCAAGUCAUCGAUAAGCUGAAAUUUAUACUGCAGCCACUUGUGUGUUUACUUGUUUGCUGGUUAACCAAAUGUCUGCCAGUAGAGGGCGCUGUGACUGGUGUGUUAGUAUUAUGUUUCCCUCCUCUUCCUCACUGGUUAGUGCAAAAAAAGUAUUAGUCUGUGACAGAAACGUCAAAAUGAAGGAGAUCCUGAAUCUACUCCCUGAGAAGUGUGCAGCUUUCCUGCUGCUGCACAUGCUGGAGCACUAUUGCAUGUAAAUAAAAGCUCGUGAAUUUUA
Nothobranchius furzeri (turquoise killifish) is the source of this 4195-nucleotide messenger RNA. RefSeq names its product BOC cell adhesion associated, oncogene regulated (gene boc). NCBI's taxonomy places the organism in Eukaryota, Metazoa, Chordata, Actinopteri, Cyprinodontiformes, Nothobranchiidae. Gene Ontology annotation, biological process: cell-cell adhesion; axon guidance. The record is from RefSeq and is a predicted model, not a curated record. Gene Ontology annotation, cellular component: axon. Gene Ontology annotation, molecular function: protein binding.